AUGACUUCACUCGAGCCUGGCACACUCGCUGCCGCAUCAUCAACCAACAACAAUCAUCAUGUUCCUGAGGGUCAUGAUGACUUGGAUACGUUGCUAUCAACAAGCCUUGAACCUACGCAGGUGGGAGGCUCCUCUUCUUCUGACAACCAAGGAGUAACACCAACGACAGCAGGCACAAUUGAUCAAACCACAGCACCAUCAACUGGUUUUUUGGGAUCGUCCAAUGUAAGCCAAGAUCAACAACAACAACAACAGGGAGAUCAAAUGUUGAUUGAUGAACCAAUUAAGUUUUCUGAGAAGCAGCUAGUAAAAAGGUUGAGGCACUAUGAAAUUAAUGCUUAUGGUAGUGUUGUGAGUGCUUUUCGUGCACAAGGAGAAAUGAAUUGGGAAAAACUUAAAGUCCUUACACAACUUCAACAAAUGUUACACAUUUCUACGAAUAGACACUCGAUGGAAUUACUUCGUUGUGAGGCUGAUGUUAAAAUUCAACAAGUUGCUCAAUCGGGCGUAUACGGCAUAAUUGAUCGAGAGUCUGAGGAUAAAAAUAAUCGAUUCGACUUUUCUCUUGUGGCAAGUGAUACUGAGAGUGACAAUGACAAUGAAGCUCAUUAUCGUGUGAAGCGUUCUACAUCAAUACCACAACAACCAAUUUCACAACCAACACCGGCAACAACACCAAGAAGAGCUAGCUCUGGAAGAGGAAGAGGCCGAGGCCGUGGAAGAAAGAGAUCAUCUGGUACCAUGAUAUCGGAGACACUCUCUCACUCCCCAUCAAAAUCAUCCACAUUAUAUAAUUUGGAUGCAAGCUCUUCUAAUGCAGCAGCUGUUUCUUCACUUCCUACUCAACCUAAUACUCCAACAAAGGCCACAAGCGUUGUUACUUCAACAACUCUUAAUGGAACACCGGCUAAAAAGAAACGAGGUAGAAAGCCAAAAAAUCAACAACAACCUCCUGUAGAAGUUCCUGCACAACAAGCAGAAGCUUCAACAACACCUAAACUUUCAGAAGAAAUUGCCAAAAUACUUGCCGAAACAACAUUCCUUUCCGAUGAAGAUAUCAGAAAUAUCAAUGAUGAGGAACAAGUAGAGACCGUUGCAGAAAGAGAAUCAAAGCAAAUUGAAGAAUUAAAUAAGAAACUUUCUGAAGGAUUAAGCCAAAUAGAUACCGAAGCAAUUAUGGAAACCAUCAAGAAGAAGAAAGCUACACUUCAAAAAAUUAUUCAAAAACUUGAAAGCUUUGUUGAAUAA
Molecule: messenger RNA, 1248 nt
Organism: Naegleria lovaniensis
Lineage: Eukaryota; Heterolobosea; Eutetramitea; Acrasida; Naegleriidae
Exons: 4
Coding region: 1-1248 (415 amino acids)
Biological process (GO): regulation of DNA-templated transcription
Cellular component (GO): nucleoplasm
Source: RefSeq, a predicted model, not a curated record